Messenger RNA from Gadus macrocephalus (Pacific cod), 2105 nucleotides. RefSeq names its product lethal(3)malignant brain tumor-like protein 4. The transcript has 12 exons. Lineage: Eukaryota; Metazoa; Chordata; Actinopteri; Gadiformes; Gadidae. Gene Ontology annotation, molecular function: protein binding; zinc ion binding. The coding region runs from base 315 to 1313 and encodes 332 amino acids. The record is from RefSeq and is a predicted model, not a curated record. Gene Ontology annotation, biological process: regulation of DNA-templated transcription. Gene Ontology annotation, cellular component: nucleus.
UCUCUGGUCUGCGUGGCGACGGUCGCCGACGUCAUCGACCAGCAGCGCAUACUGGUGCACUUGACAACUGGGACGACUCCUACGACUACUGGUGUGACAGCAGCAGUCCUUACAUCCAUCCCAUCGGCUGGUGUCAGGAACAGGCCCGCCCCCUCACUGCUCCGCAAGGUCACCCCUGUCCGGAGUCCUUCCAGUGGGAGGACUAUCUGGAGCAAACCAAGAGUUCAGCGGCUCCCAGUUCAGCCUUUACACCGAGAGCUCCCCAUGGCUUCCAGGUGGGCCACAAGCUGGAGGCGGUGGACGGGAGGAACCCCAUGCUGAUCCGCGUCGCCACGGUGACGGAGACGGAUGCCCACAGGGUCAAGAUCCACUACUCCGGCUGGUCGGAUCAGUUUGACGUCUGGUGCGACAGCGACCUCUGUGACCUGCACCCCACAGGCUGGUGCCAGCAGACUGGACACCCGCUGGAGACACCAGCAGACUCCUCCCUCCGCCCCGCCCCCUCACAGGGGGUGUGUCCUACUCCCGGCUGCCGGGGAGUCGGACACAUCAAAGGACCCAAAUACAACGGACACCACAGUGCUUUCGGCUGCCCCUACUCCGACAUGAAUGUGCGCCGAGAGACCAUCUUCCCAGACCGCCUGGCGGUGGGGGGGAGGGGCCUCACCGCAACGCCAGGCAACACAGCCUCACACCAUCACCAUGGAAACCAGAAGGAGGGCUGGCGGGUGCUGAGGCCUCGGGGCAGGCCUCCGGGCCGGACCUCCAGCAGCCGGGGCUUCCAGGUGAAGACGGAGCCCGGGGAGGAGCAGCCCUGUGGGGGUACGGCCAGGCUGGUGUUGGCCCUGCGGAAGCGGAGCACGGGGCUGUCCAGAAGUUCUGAGCCGACCAAAUUCCUCCGCGUCAAAAAGGAAGAGGAAGAGAUAGAGCUGACGUCAUCCACCCCUUCAUCAACCCCAGAGGCGACCAGCCUGCAGGCGCUGCACCAGUCCGUCUUCCUGUCGUCUAAAGAACUUCCUGUCCACUGCAAACUACUUCCUGGGGCGGCCGGUCUCAACGCCCACACAGUCCAGACCUGGAGCGUAACACAGGUGUCGGAGUUCAUUGAGUCCCUCCUCGGUUGUGAGGAUCUGGCCAAGCGCUUCAGAGACCAGCAGAUAGAUGGGCGGGCUCUUCUCCUGCUGACCCAACGAGACAUCCUCAGCAUCAUGUCAAUCAAACUGGGCCCCGCCCUAAAGAUCUACACCUCCAUCCUCAUGUUUAAACACGCGGACAACAAGGACCAAUCGGUGUGCCAGGACAAGGACGCCUGAAUCUGUGAGGUCAUCGCAGUCGACCCUCCACUCCUCUCUCCUUUUCUCGACGGACGUUUCGUUAUUUUACAGGAUUGAACCGCAACUACAACCGAACCAACACACACACACACACACACACACACACACACACACACACACACACACACACACACACACACACACACACACACACACACACACACACACACACACACACACACACACACACACACACACACACUACUACUACAACCAGGCGUUCUAGAGGAUGUUACCACAGAGACAUGACAAACGAACAUAUAAUGUAUUGACUAUAAUAUAUAUAUAUAUAUGUGUGUGUAAUAUAUGGAUAAUAUGGAGAUGUCGUAGACUUUUCAUGGGUUUAGUUUGAUCAUGACACUUCAGCCCAGUCCUGAUACUGGGGACCAGUAAGCCCAGGCUGGUGACCAGUCACCCACUGCUCAGGGAACCCUAAAUCUUGAUCUGUUUUGAACGCCCCUUUCCUGGGGGAUUGUGAUAUUGUCUUUUAAUCAUCAUUAUCCACGACCACCAAGGGCAUAUAUAUAUAUAUAUAUAUAUAUAUAUAUAUAUAUAUAUAUAUAUAUAUAUAUAUAUAUAUAUAUUUAAUAGGCAGGUCACCGUUCGUUCCAUAUAUUUAAAUGUGGAAUACUUUGUAUUAUUUGGUCAGUUGGGAACUCAGGUAUUUACCUUCUACCGGUUUUAAGUCGGUUUCUACCAUAAAACAAACUCUUUGUACAAGUUUAUAGCGUUCCACUCUCAGACUUCUAUCAAUAAAGUUGUUGAUUUCCA